This is a messenger RNA of Culex quinquefasciatus (southern house mosquito), 1541 nucleotides long. Its product is annotated as thymus-specific serine protease. The transcript is spliced from 3 exons. NCBI's taxonomy places the organism in Eukaryota, Metazoa, Arthropoda, Insecta, Diptera, Culicidae. Gene Ontology annotation, molecular function: serine-type exopeptidase activity; dipeptidyl-peptidase activity. The coding region runs from base 40 to 1497 and encodes 485 amino acids. Gene Ontology annotation, biological process: proteolysis. The record is from RefSeq and is a predicted model, not a curated record.
UGAACGCCCAGACCGGACUCCAGUCCAAGUUCAGAGACAAUGAAACUGCUCUUUUCAAUAGUACUCGCCGUCGGCCUCGUGACCUUCCUCGAGGCCACCAGCUCCGGUCCGGCCGCCUUUGAACGGCUCCACCGCGAACCUCCGAUCCGUGGUGACCCGUCCAAGAAGGAUAGCGGACCUCGCGCCCCUGUCCUCACCAAAUGGAUCAUGCAGAAGGUCGACAACUUUGACCCGCAGAACCCGUCCACGUGGAGCAUGCGCUACAUGGACAACGGUGAGUACUACAACCCAGGUGGACCGUUGUUCAUCUACGUUGGCGGCGAAUGGACCAUCAACGAGGGCAGUCUCGUGCGGGGUCACUUCCACGACAUGGCACGCGAGUUGGGAGCGUACAUCUUCUACACCGAGCAUCGGUACUACGGACUGAGUCGCCCCACUGCGAACACCCGAACCGAUCAGAUGCGCUUCCUGAACGUUGACCAGGCCCUGGCUGAUCUCGCUCACUUUGUAGAGGAAAUGCGGCGGACCAUUCCCGGAGCGGAGAACGCCAAGGUCAUCAUGGCCGGCGGUUCCUAUUCCGCGACCAUGGUCGCUUGGUUCCGCCAGAAGUACCCUCACCUGAUCAACGGAGCGUGGGCCUCGAGUGCGCCGCUGCUGGCCAAGCUGGACUUUACCGAGUACAAGGAGGUCGUGUCCGAGUCGAUUCGCUUGGUCGGAGGAGACGCCUGUGCGGAUCGUAUCCAGCGUGCGUACGCCCAAGUCGAGGCUCUGCUGGAACAGGGCGCCUACGACGAAGUCGCACAAGAGUUCAACCUGUGCGCCAGUACGGAUCUUACAAAAACGCUAGACAAGCAAAACUUCCUCAGCUCCAUUUCGGAUUACUUCGCCGGGGUCGUCCAGUACCACUGGCCCGGAGAUAUCGAAGGAGUUUGCGAGGUCAUCAACGACCCCAACUACACAACCGACAUGGAAGCCCUAGCCGGUUGGUUCACGUCCGGUUCCACCAGAUGUUACGACGCCUCGUACGACAGCAUGAUCAGCUACUACCGCAGCACCGAUUGGACUCACGGUGCCAACACGGGAGCGAUGCGACCCUGGUUCUACCAGACCUGCGCCGAGUACGGCUGGUACCAGACUUCCGGGUCGGAAAAUCAGAUCUUCGGCUCGGGCUUCCCCGUUGAGCUGUACAUCCGGAUGUGCGCCGACCUGUACGAUUACAAGUUCCCCGAGCGGCUGCUGCACGUCAACGUGGCCCGCACCAACACGAUCUACGGCCACAUGAACCCGGAGGUGACGAACGUGUUCUUCACCCAGGGUCAGCUGGACCCGUGGCGUCCGAUGGGACUGCAGGAGGACUUGAACGAGCACUCUCCGGCGGUCGUUAUUCCGCUGGCUUCCCACUGUGCCGACCUGAGCUCGAUCAGUGCCGCGGAUUCGCCCGAGAUGAGGGCCGCCAAGGAGCGAGUGUUCGAGCUGAUUAAGAUGUGGUUGGCGUAAUUGCAUCGCGAUGGUUAUAAUAAAAGACACUUACUUUAUUCGUU